UAAGUACCAAAGACGGAAGGUACCGUUUAAAGGGAGGAAGAUUAUCAAGAAAAGAAGCCCGCCCAAGUCAACAGACCCUACUCUACUACCAUACGUACAUUCACAUUCACAUUCAAUGAUGAUGCCUUCUCCUUCUCCCUCUCCCUUUACAACAACAAUUAUCGCCGCCGCCGCCGUGCUUGUUAUUCUGGCGUGCUCCGCCGCCGCCUCGCACGAUGAUACUGGUGGUCCUCUCCCAAAAUCCGAUGUGGACCUCCUGGAGUUCCCGCUGAACCUGGAGUACCUGGAAGCCGAGUUCUUCGCGUGGGGCGCCCUGGGCCGCGGCCUCGACCAGCUCGCCCCGGAUCUCGCAAAGGGCGGGCCGCCCCCCGCCGGCGUGAAGCAGGCCAGCCUCAGCCCGCUCAUCAAGGACAUCAUCACGCAGUUUGCCUACCAGGAGUUCGGCCACCUCAGGGCCAUACAGCACGCGGUGAAGGGGUUCCCGAGGCCGGCGCUGAACCUGAGCGCGGAGUCGUUCGCGCGCGUGAUGGACGAUGCGUUCCAGAGGCAGCUGGAGCCGGCGUUCGACCCCUACGCGACCGACCUCAACUACCUCAUCGCAUCCUACGUCGUCCCCUACGUCGGCCUCACCGGAUACGUCGGGGCCAACCCCAAGCUCCAGAGCCCCGCCUCCAGAGAGCUGGUGGCCGGAUUGCUGGGAGUGGAGUCCGGGCAGGACGCCGUUCUCCGCGCACUGCUGUACGAGCGCGCCAACGAGAAGGUGGCGCCGUACAACUACACGGUGGCGGAGUUCACCAACCGGAUCUCCGGGCUGAGGAACAAGCUGGGGAAGAAGGGCGUGAAGGACGAGGGCCUGGUGGUGGAGGCGGCGCAGGGCGCGGAGGGUAAGGUGGAGGGCAACGUGCUGGCCGGAGACCGCUACUCGCUGGCCUUCGGCCGUAGCCCGCUGGAGAUCCUCAGAAUUGUGUACGCCAGCGGGAGCGAGGCGGUCCCCGGCGGCUUCUACCCCAAGGGCGCCGAUGGCCGAAUCGCAAAGUCGCAUUUAGACUCUCCACCAAAAAUCAUAAAACGUUUUCAGCAGUAGGUAAGGUAGCAGUAGGCUGUAGGCUUAAUAAAUUAGCCUGAUAAUAAAUAAAUAAAUAAAUGGAUGCUCAAUUUUAGCAUGGCGUGGCGUGUGAUGCACCUGCUGCACAGCACAGCACAGUACAGUACAGUACCGUACCAUACACACUCAUAUACAUUACAUGUCGUUCUAAUUCUGAAUCAGCAAAAGCAAUAUAUAAUAUAAUAAAUGAGUACUUACUUGUGUAA
Molecule: messenger RNA, 1311 nt
Organism: Andrographis paniculata
Lineage: Eukaryota; Viridiplantae; Streptophyta; Magnoliopsida; Lamiales; Acanthaceae
Product: desiccation-related protein PCC13-62-like
Exons: 2
Coding region: 116-1084 (322 amino acids)
Source: RefSeq, a predicted model, not a curated record